AUGGCAGGAACAGUGAUUCUUUUUCUUGUAUAUUUCGGAACGUGGAAUGUGAUCGUCCAAACCCUUGCAUGGACUUCUGGUGAAGUAAAGGAUUACAUUCAAAACGAAUUCUUCAAGAUUUAUGGCAUAGAAUCGCCUGACGUGGUGAACAUUUUCUCAUUGUUAUAUGAUGAAGGCUCUUCAGAAGUUAUCCUCCGCUCCUGGGUGGCUCUUAUCAGCUUAUCCAUUAUUUCCGUGUCAACUAUUCUAUCAUAUUUCAUUCUCGGCUACCUGACCAUCAAAAAACUAAACGAACACGCAAUUCAAGUCAGCCAAAAAACCGCGAAGCUCCAAAAAGAUCUCCUGAAAGCACUUUCCGUUCAAACUAUUAUCCCAAUAUGUAUCAGUUUCUUCCCAUGUGUCAUUUGUUGGUACAGCCCCAUUUUCAAUAUUCAUUUUGGGAGAUUCCUCAACUGCCUCGAAGUCAUCGCCCUCUCCACAUUCCCAUUCUGUGAUCCCGUUGCCAUCGUUCUCUGCCUACCCGCACUUCGAAAACGAGUAUUUUCUGGAAAAUCGAGUAGCAUAUCAAUGCCAGGAUUGAAUUAA
Caenorhabditis remanei is the source of this 585-nucleotide messenger RNA. RefSeq lists its product as uncharacterized. The coding region runs from base 1 to 585 and encodes 194 amino acids. The record is from RefSeq and is a predicted model, not a curated record. The transcript has 5 exons. NCBI's taxonomy places the organism in Eukaryota, Metazoa, Nematoda, Chromadorea, Rhabditida, Rhabditidae.